Orcinus orca (killer whale) is the source of this 912-nucleotide messenger RNA. RefSeq names its product spermatogenesis associated 19 (gene SPATA19). Bases 232 to 696 code for a protein of 154 amino acids. NCBI's taxonomy places the organism in Eukaryota, Metazoa, Chordata, Mammalia, Artiodactyla, Delphinidae. The transcript is spliced from 7 exons. The record is from RefSeq and is a predicted model, not a curated record.
GCCCACCUCCCACCUCCAUUUCUGCGCUGUGGCCAUCACUAAUGUGGACACUUCCUCACCUUUCUUUUCUACACUCUGACCCUGGGGAUUAAAGGAGGUCAUUGUCACAUCAUCAUUGGCCAGCCAAUCAGGUGGGCACCUCCCUCCAAGGACCUCCUUGUGCCAGAGGAGUUCUCAGCCUGCUUCAGUGGAAGGAGGGAGCCACGAAGGAAGCCUGGUAUAAGUCCAAAGAUGAUAAUUACAACAUGGAUUGUGUACAUUCUCGCCCGGAAAGGUGCCGGGUUCCCCUUCCCACCGAAAGUCAGUUCGGACGUGGAAGUUGUGGAGAGCGAGGCUGUGUCUGUAGUACAGCAUUGGUUGAAAAAGACUGAAGAAGAGGCUUCCCAGGACAUAAAGGAGAAGAUGUCCACCAACUGCCCUCCCACGCAUGGCCAAGAUGUACAUGUGACCAGAGACGAGGUGAAGCACCACCUCUCAAAGUCUGGUUUGUUAACAAACCAGAGUCAGGAGGUCCUGGAGGAAAGAACAAGAAUCCAGUUCAUAAGAUGGAGCCGUACCCGUAUCUUUCAAGUGCCAAGCGAGGUGAGAAAUGAUGCCAUGCGAGAACGGAUAGAGCAGGUGAGACGAAGCAUAUGCCAUCUCACGGAUGAGGCAUCUCAGGAGCUUCACAAGACAAAUUCCUACUCAGACUGCUGAGAGCAGCAGGUUGAUGCCCUUCAGGGUCAAGGAGCUGCCUGUGUCGGAAGGAUGUCCAACCCCCCUUGACCUGAGGAGCGACCACACCUGGGCAGAGAGAAUCCAGUGGGUGAGCCCUUCCUUGUGACAGUGGCAGCACUGGAGUCUUCUUGCUGAACUGCUGAUAAAGAGAUGCUCUAUUUAACCACCAUCCCAGCCUCUGGUGUGAGUGCUUUG